CCACACUGUGAAUAUUGCUAGGUGGUGUGCACGCGUGCGCACAUUGUGCUCAGACAGGUUUCCUGCCAGAUGGUGUCCGCAAAAGACCAGCAGGCGACUCGCGUUGUAGUAAGGGGCAACUGAAGAGAGUGGAGCAGUUUGGCGAAUCGAAAUACAACUUUUAUUUCAUACAAUAGAUUUGGAAUUGGAACACAUCGUAUGUAAGUACGACUCGCAAGUUCAGUCUAUUUUCGGGGCCUUAAAAAGCCGAUGAACGUGAAGGAUCUGGAAGGACAGAAACAGAAAAGAAAGGUGUGAUACAGGAAACCUCUUGCCAAGACUCCUUUGCUAUUUUGAUACCCGAGUUGUCCAGGGAUUUCGGAGGAGCUUAUGAGGAAAACAGUGCCUUGUGAAGACGACUGAGCAAGACCCAUAAAGGAGGAGAAGGGGAAGCUGAAAUAGCCAGCAGUAACCAUGAGAUCAAUCCGAUCAUUUGGGAAUGAUGACCGCCAUGUUAUGGCUAAGCACUCCACAAUUUACCCCUCAUCAGAAGAGCUUGAAGCCGUCCAGAACCUGGUCUCCACUGUCGAGUGCGCAUUGAAAAAUGUUUCAGACUGGAUGGAUGAGAUCAACAAGACACCACUUCAACGAGAAAGUGCUGAUGAGGAGAAGGAGAUCAAGAACGAGGACUCUGCUGAGAGCAACACAAAUGAUCAGAGCUGUGGAACGUUGUGUGGUGUGCUGAGAAUUGGCCUGGUUGCUAAGGGUCUGCUGAUAAAGGCUGAUAUGGACCUGGAGCUGGUUCUCAUGUGCAGGGAGAAACCCACAGAGACCUUGUUAUGCACAGUCUGCGACAAUCUUCCUGUACAAAUCCAGAAACUUACAGAAGAUAAAUAUGAAGUGGAAAAAUGUUUAAACGAGGCUGCUAUCAUGGUCUGCAAUACAAAAGAUCCUAAAUUAACACUGAAAGUGAUUCUAACGUCACCAUGCUUGAGAGAAGACAUGGACAACAAAGAAAAAGAAAAUGUUGCGCUGAAAGAUCCUGCGGACUUAUUGGACAGGCAGAAAUGCCUGAGCGCCUUGGCGUCUCUGCGACAUGCCAAAUGGUUUCAGGCAAGAGUUAAUGGAUUAAAAUCGUGUGUAAUAGUACUCCGUAUUCUGCGUGAUUUGUGCAACAGACUGCCCACAUGGGAGCCAUUAAAAGGAUGGCCCCUUGAGCUCAUUUGUGAAAAGGCCUUAGCUACUUGUAAUAGACCGCUUGGAGCUGGUGAAGCCCUGCGUCGUGUCAUGGAGUGUAUAGCCUCUGGCAUUCUUCUUCCUGGUGGGCCUGGAUUACAUGAUCCAUGUGAAAAAGAACUAACGGAUACCCUGUCCAAAAUGACAGCACAGCAGGGAGAAGAUAUUACACAGAGUGCUCAGCAUGCGUUAAGGCUGUUGGCCUUUGGGCAGAUUUAUAAGGUACUAGAAAUGGAUCCUCUGCCUACAAAUAAACCUUCCCAGAAAUAUUCUUGGGCAGACAGAGAAGGUACAGCCGUUAAGAGACCUUACGAAGAUGGAUCUGGGGAUGACAAAGAUCUUAUUAAAAAGAUGAAGCGUAACAUAAGAAAAAUUCUUGACAGCAAAGCAAUAGAUACCAACCAGCCAAUGAACGCUCUAAUGAGGCUGAACCAAAUUCGACCUGGACUUCAGUACAAGCUCUUAUCACAGUCUGGUCCCGUUCAUGCACCUGUCUUCACAAUGUCUGUAGAUGUGGAUGGAACAAUAUACGAAGCCUCAGGGCCAUCCAAGAAAACCGCCAAACUUCAUGUAGCAGUAAAGGUUUUGCAGGCAAUGGGUUACCCAACUGGUUUUGACACAGAUAUGGACAGUAUGAGCGCAGAUGAAAAAUCAGACGGUGAAGGAAAAAAUGAGACUGUGCCUACAAACUCGAGCAAUAAUACAGCAAACUCCACAACAGACAGCUCCAAUACACUGGAGGUACGAACUCAGGGUCCUAUCCUUACUGCCAGUGGCAAAAACCCAGUCAUGGAACUGAAUGAAAAAAGAAGGGGUUUAAAAUAUGAGCUUAUAUCGGAGUCCGGUGGGAGUCACGACAAACGGUUUGUAAUGGAGGUGGAAGUUGAUGGACAGAAAUUCAAAGGAGCAGGGCCUAACAAGAAAGUUGCGAAGGCCAGCGCGGCUCUGGCUGCCCUUGACAAACUCUUUUCUGGACCGAAUGCAGCAGGCAUUAAGAAAAAGAAGAUUAUUCCACAGACUAAAGGGGCUGUAGCCACAGCGGCAUCUGUAGCUGCUCAGGUUGCAAGGGGGAGAGGGAGAGUGGCUCUGCCCAGGGGAGCCUUUGUCAGUGCUGCUGCUGCUCCGGGAUAUGUGACCCCAGGUUACGGGACACCCUAUGGAUACAGUGCAGCAGCUGCCGCUCCUGCUUACGGUGGUUUUUUCAUUGACAAUCCCUUUUACCAGCCUCGGACCAUCGCACCUUUUAUUAUUCACUUGGGUCCUCAAGAUUUCUUCUCUGACUUCUAGAACCAUCAGGUUGUGUGUCUCAGAACCAAGUCUUUAUUCACUUGUCUUACCAGUCCGACCUAAACGAAACACAAACAAACAUAACUCCUUCAGGUCAUUAAACUGGCACAAAUGUAGACAACAGCUAUAUUUUAGCAUUUCCAUAAUGUAUAUCUCCCAUAAAAAAAGGUAAAGCAAUACUUAAUUUGACUUCCAGCUUAACUUAAUGCUGAACUCUCUUUGUUAUAUAGCAAUACUCUUGAAUUUUAGCUAAAGCUUACUUGAAACCAUGUGAAUGUUUUGAAUUCAAAGUCUGAUAGAGCACUAUUUAACUUGGAUUGUAUGUUGCCUAGUAUGUGUAUAUAGAAAUAUAUUUUUUGUCCGGAUUAACCACUUCAGUGCCGCAAUCUAUAUGUACCCAUACAUUAAGGGGAUCGCUUUUGCUGCAGACUUUUAAAACCAUUUUAAUACGCCAUGAAACAAAUAAAUGAAUGCAAUAACCCAUAUACACUGUACAAGAAAUGUAUAAUACAGAAUGUUCAGUUUCUACUCUAGCUCAAGAGAUUAUUAAUGUUACAUCAACACAAGGUACAUUACUUUUUUCAUUAAAAAAAAUGCAGAGAUUAAAAAACAAAUACAUUUGAAACCAUUUUCUCAUAAAUCAAUGGUUGUUUUUUUAUUUAUGAAUGUAUUUUAUUUAUCUACUACACUGAGCCUUGAAAUUCAUACUGUAGCUCUUUUUAAAAAUGUAUUGAGCACAACACCCCCAGGUUGUACUUGCUGUAUUUUAUUGGUACACGGGGGCUAUGUAAAUGCACAAUUAAGGGAACAUUUUGCCAGAACAUUGAGUUCCUCCACCACGAAAAAGCACAUAUACCAUUAGUAAGCACCUCUUUGGAUUUAUAUGUGACGCUUGCACGACACAUUCAUCUAGGUUUAAUAUUUUAUAAAUGCAGGCUUGUUUCAGUGUUUUGUACAAAAUAAAUUGGCUACAUGACAUGCUUUUAUAUACAGUAUUAGAUACCUAUGCUUCCCAAAAUACAUGUAUCCUUAAAUAAGCCAGUUUCAUAGGGUUGUUGUUCUUGGAUCUUGAGCAUUAUGAGUUUGUACCCUUAUGAUAGAAUACAAAAUAGUAGCAUCCUGACAAGCUUGGUGACAAAUGUGUAAUGUUGCCAACUGUGCAGACUCUGAAUACAUCAUUGUAAUCUUUCCUCAUAAAUGUGCAAUUCUUCAUUACAGUGCAGUGCUGCUGCAGUUAUACACAGUAGUAUACAAGACUUGAAUUGGCACACAAAUGUAUUACAAAGAUAUAUUUUAUCUAGCUCCCUCCCCCCUCCCCCCUCCCCACUCCCCAAUACACCGAAAAACCUAAUUUAUGACAUGGAAGCUGCUUUUGGGUAGAAUUAGAUUUAUUGCUAACUUAAUAUGCAAAAUCCACUACUGCAAUAUCCUCAGACAAAGAUUUUCUUUUAAUUCAAGCCAUUCGUAUUUUGCAGAGACAAGGUUUCUGAACAAAGAACGUUGUUCAAGUUGUCUUAUUUUCUUAAUACCUUAUGUUAGCAGUUCAGCCUAGAUUUAAACAAUCUUCUUUUCUGAAAAUGGUUUUACAGUUUGCUUAUUGUCCUAUUAAUGCAUUCUAUUUGAGUCUUCCAUCUAUUGACACUCCAACCAGAUACCUUGUUUUUAACUGCUUUUAACCAACAAAUGCUGAAGUGAUUCAUUCUGACAAAAGUAUUCAUUUGUUUUCGGUUUUAAAAUACAUUUAUUAAAUUGGAACACUGCAAACUGCUGAAAACAAGUGUUUAAAACAUGUAGCUUUGUACCAUGAACAACUAUAAUUACCAAAUGUUUUGUUUUUUACUUGAACAGUGUAUGAUCAUGUACAAUGUUGGCUAAUAAUACCUCGGCAACGAAAGAUAUUCAAAUUUCUACAUCUCCUCAUUCAACAAUAUGAAUUGAAAAUUGGUUUUAUUAAAGCACUGCUUUUAAAAUAUAUAAACAGACACAUUGGAUUUAGAUAUAAUAAUGGUAGAUAUUGGUUAGCCAAUACCAUGUCUUUUCCUGACCAGCUUGAAAUGACUAUAGUGCUAAGCACACACUAUUUGGACCAAAUUAGUCACAUUUAUUAAAAACGCAUAACGUAUGACAUUGAGUUUGAGACAAUACUCGUGAAAAAAGGUCAUUGGUGUAAAAAAAAAAAAGAGCAGUGUUGAAAUGGAGAAUAUUUAACCCAAAUAUAUGAUGCAAUAGUCUUCACUGCUUCACCUAAUAUAUUACAGCAAGGUGAUGUUGGAUCAAAAAGGUAACAUUAAGAUAUUAAGCUCUGUUUCUGUGUGUCAACCAAGCCUGCAGCAUUCUACCACUGAGCUGGGUCAAUGCCAGAUCUGUCCGAGAGCAGCUUGUUUUAAUAUGUUAUUGUUCCUUUUAAAAUCCGUCUCAGGACCCCAACAUUCAGUUAUCUGUGCUCCUCUGAAAGCCAUUAACCAACCAAGGAAUGGUUCUCUUAAAACAGGACUUGGAAUGUAAACAAUUAAGACUCGUUCUCAUGACUCUGUGAUCCAUUCCAGGUCUUACUGCACACUUCAUUAGACAUGCUCUUGUUUAAUACUAAAGCUCAUAGGAAAACAUGUAAUGGCUCAAAUGGCUCAUGAAAUUUGAGACCUGACAUUUUAAAGGAACAGAAGUGUAUUAAUGUAGAGUAGACCACCACCUAGUUUAGAAUGCUGCCUUCUAAAGCAAUCUCUAUAUAAACCCCUGCUUUUCCAUUGACCUGUAGCUAAAGCAUGUCGUGAGGAUUUAGUCUUCAAGAAUAACACUGUACUGCUUCUUAAUUGUAUUAGAGUGAUGGACGUUGAUGGAAUGGAAGUAAAUAUUAGACGCAAGAUAAAAUAGAUAGAAGAUCCUUUGUCAUGCAGCACCCUCUUUAUAUAACGUCAGAUUGUUAUUGUGGAGUGUAAAACCACUCUUCUGGAUCAGUUUCAAGCCCUGUCAGUUAACUUUCUGUUUCGGCUAUUAGUUCAUUAAAAUGGAAGUGAAAGGAUGUAUACAUACCUUAAACCCCCCCCCCCCCCCAAAAAAAACCAAAAAACAUCAUACAGUUAGAUGUACACAUGUAUUGUACUGUUUUAAAAGCUACGCAUUUGUGUAUUUACUAUUGAAUUACAUUUUGCAAGGCGGUCUACACUCCCCUCCCUGCCUCAGCUUUUUCAAGUGAUACAAUUAUUCUAUCCCGUGUUUGUUAUAAAUAUCUGUGUUCAAGGUUAUUUAAUAAUGCAAGUCUAAUUUGCCUUCUUACAGUAUGAUGGAUUGUUUAGUUUAAUAAAUAAAUAUGACAUGCAUUUCCUAAUAAAAUUAGUUUGUCCUUGAAGCUCUAGUUUUAGGGGAAAGGGAUGUUUGUUGGAGGCACCAAACCCAUUUCAUUUAAAUCUGCUGAAUUAUUCACUGGUCCAUUUAAGGAUUCAAUAAUUAAUUGCAAAUUCGUUUUUGUGUUACGUUUUCAUUUCUUCAUUUUACAAUAGAAGUCAAAUGCUUUUGCAGGAAACUGAAAAGCUAACAAGUGACUUUAUACAAAUGUUCAUUGUCUAAUUAUAUACCAUUCUAAAAUAAAAAUAGAUAUUUUUUUAUUGAUAUUGUUUAAAUGUUAGUCUGUAAAUAGAAUAUGAAAAUGAACCCUAAAUUCAGUUUUAUUUUGCAUAAAAUGUUUAUUUACUAAAGCCCUGAUACAAAUGCUCAUUUAUUUGGUUUUAAAACUUUUAUUUUUCAAAGCUAUUUUUAUUUGAAUUUUUUUGAUGUCCUUGUUUUUUUUUAAAUCUAAUUUGCUUAGUGUUAAAUGGUGUCCCAUAAAAGGACUGUAUAUUUUCAUUAAGUUGUGUGGAGAAGGAUUCAAACAGUGCAUUAACCAGGGACGUUAUUUUGAUUUACUGUAAAUAAGAUGAGCAUGCUUGACAAUAAGUAAUAACAGCAAUAAAGGUGCACACUUUCUGUUAAAAAAAAUAAAAAAUAAAAAUACAAUUACAUUGGUUUUUAAAAAAUGAUAGUUAUGAAACUCAAUUACUUUCUUAUAUGAUCAAUUUAAUUUGUGUGCAUACGAAAAACAAUAUAUGGUUUAACACACAACUUAAUAAACACAUUUAUCAAUUUAAAAUUGUGCCGUGUCACCAGAACAAACCAGAUGGAAUUGGAUCACUUCUACUGAAGCACAAAUCCACAUUUAGCAAUAUUUCCCUCAGGGUUCAAGUUAGAAAAGCUGAUCACUGAUAUUAACCAGGAGUUUAACUUUUCUGUGUCCCUGUAAUGCAGCUGAGGUAUACAACAGUUUAGUUCUUAUUUGCAUGCAAACAAGUAGAAAUAUAUUAGGAAGUGACUAUAUAUUGAUAGAUAGAUAGAUAGAUAGAUGUGGAAAUGGAUAUUGAAAGAAUAGCAAGUUUGUCUAAUGCUAGGUCAAAUUGCUUCCCCAGAAUUCUGAACUUAGUCUAUAGGUUUUCAACACAAACCAUUAUUUUAAAUGCAUAAAUAUGUGCAUUACAACAUAUAUUGAACGCUGGUCUGCCACGCCACAAAGGGCUUUGCAGUGACUGCUGAUUGCACACCUUACAGUUAAGGACUGAGGUGGUGAAUCUCAAGGUAUUUUGAUGAUUUGUUUUAAUAACAGCUGUGGAUCCUGCAGGUGCUUUUUCAGUCGCACCGCUGUUAAAUUCCAGGUGGUGUGGGAUUUCUCCACUUCAACCUUUUUGUGGUUUUAAAAACCUAAUCGCUAAAAAUAAAGACUUGGGCCAGAAAUGUACUGUGUAUGUCCGUUAUAAAUAUUAUAAAAUUAUAAAGUUAUAAAAUGUUAUCUUGUUCCUGACUAGGUUAAGCAUUCAUAAUUUAAGUUUUGAACUUCAAAUAUUAUCCAAGACUACCACUUGCAGCACAGAAAACUGGCUGGCUGGUAAAGGCAUACAAAUGAUACGUGUUGGAGUUGGAAUGUUUACUUGAAAGAACCGGAAGUAAGCCUUUAGCACUAGCUGCAUAACUUGCAUAUGAUCAUAGCUUGUUUUGAAUGUACACUUUACUAGUGGAAUGUAUGAAUGUAGAAAAAAAGAGCUACAUCCAUUUUAUAAAAAAUAUAUAAACAAGCUUUUUACAACAGUAUUUAUGAAGUAUGAAUUAUUGAUUGGGCCUUUGAGCCUGUUGGUGUUUACACUUUAUUUUGAAGUUUGCGACAGUGGAGUUUUCAUGUUCACACCUCAAUACAUUGUGCAGUGGUGCAUUCAUUAUUGCUGUAAAUAUUAUUUUUCAGUUCGUUUUACAUAUAUGUUGGUGAAACCAACAAGACAGAUCAGGUUUACCUGGCUUGCUCUUAUGAUAAAAUUAUACAGAGGAUGGUUCCUCUUGAAUUAACUUUGAAAAAAAGUAGAAAAUGUGAAAUGGUGAUUGUACGCAAGUUUUGUGACUGAAAUGCGCUUUAGUAAAAGCAGUUUUUAGUGGUUAAAUAGAUUCAUGUUUGCUAGUUCUAUGUAAUGAAACUAAUAGUAGAAAAUCACAAUGGCGAUCUGCUCUUUGUCACUGUUAUUUGCCAUAAUUUAUGCUUGAACAUUUAAAGUGCUGAUUCACUUGAAAGUGUCAACAUUUUCUUAAAACAAGAAAAUAAAAGCAGAAUGUUAAAGAA
Messenger RNA from Acipenser ruthenus (sterlet), 8131 nucleotides. RefSeq names its product spermatid perinuclear RNA-binding protein-like. Gene Ontology annotation, molecular function: single-stranded RNA binding; double-stranded RNA binding. The record is from RefSeq and is a predicted model, not a curated record. Gene Ontology annotation, cellular component: precatalytic spliceosome. The transcript is spliced from 19 exons. NCBI's taxonomy places the organism in Eukaryota, Metazoa, Chordata, Actinopteri, Acipenseriformes, Acipenseridae. The coding region runs from base 454 to 2502 and encodes 682 amino acids.